CCCGCCUCUUUCCCCUCCCCAGGCCCCGGCGAGCGCUGGUGUGGACGGGAAGCUCCCGGUCCGGCGGACUAACUGGAGCACGGACGCUGCAGCCGGUUGGGCCGGUGCCCUUUCCCGGUAACUCCUUCCUGGCGUGACGCGCGGAGCCGCGGACGCAGCAGGACCGAGCUGGCUCAGGCUUCUCCCCUCUGGAAAGGAAGAGAAAUGGAAGUGAAAAAGUUGAGCGUUUCCUGGCAGUUCUUGAUAGUUCUGGUUCUGAUCCUGCAAAUUCUGUCUGCGUUGGAUUUUGACCCAUACAGAGUCCUAGGGGUCAGCCGAACAGCCAGUCAGGCUGAUAUUAAAAAGGCUUAUAAGAAGCUCGCCCGGGAAUGGCAUCCUGACAAAAACAAAGAUCCUGGCGCAGAAGACAAGUUCAUUCAGAUCAGCAAAGCUUAUGAGAUUCUUUCCAAUGAGGAAAAGAGAUCAAAUUAUGAUCGCUAUGGAGAUGUUGGCGAGAACCCAGGCCACCAGAAGCAGCAGCAGCCGCGAGAAUAUCGCUUCCGUCAUUUUCAUGAAAAUUUUUAUUUCGCUUUUUUUCACUUCCCUUUUAAUUCUGAGCGGCGGGACUCAAUUGAUGAAAAGUAUUUAUUGCACUUUUCACAUUAUGUGAAUGAAGUGGUUCCAGAUAGCUUCAAGAAACCCUACCUCAUUAAGAUCACCUCAGAUUGGUGCUUUAGCUGUAUCCAUAUUGAGCCUGUUUGGAAAGAAGUGGUUCAAGAACUAGAAGGAUUGGGUGUAGGCAUCGGUGUGGUCCAUGCUGGGUACGAGCGUCGCCUGGCCCAUCACCUGGGAGCACACAGCACACCCUCUAUCCUGGGAAUCAUAAAUGGGAAAGUCUCCUUCUUCCACAAUGCCAUCGUUCGUGAGAACCUACGACAAUUUGUGGAAAGUCUUCUUCCAGGGAACUUGGUGGAGAAAGUUACAAAUAAAAACUACGUCAGAUUCCUUUCCGGCUGGCAGCAGGAGAACAAACCCCAUGUCCUUCUGUUUGACCAGCUGCCCGUGGUGCCGCUGCUGUACAAGCUGACUGCUUUUGCAUACAAGGAUUACUUGUCGUUUGGAUACGUCCACGUCGGCCUGAGAGGAGCGGAAGAAAUGAUGAGGCAGCACAACAUCAACGUGUACACCCCCAGCAUCCUGGUCUUUAAAGAGCACAUGGACAAGCCUGCUGACACUCUCCAGGCCCGAGGUAUUAAAAAACAAGUUAUGGAUGACUUCUUGACCCAAAACAAGUAUCUGUUGGCAGCCAGACUCACCAGCCAGAGGUUGUUCCAUGAACUCUGCCCCGUGAAACGGACUCACCGACAGAGGAAGUACUGUGUGGUGUUACUGACUCCCGAGGCCACCAAGUUGAGCAAACCCUUUGAUGCUUUCCUGUCCUUUGCCCUGGCAAACACGCAAGACACGGUGAGAUUCGUGCACGUCUACAGCGGCCGGCAGCAGGAGUUUGCCAGCACCUUACUGCCUGACACCGAGGCGUUUCGAGGGAAAUCCGCGGUAUCUGUCUUGGAAAGGCGCAACACAGCAGGGAGGGUGGUGUAUAAAACUCUGGAGGACCCCUGGACCGGGAGUGAGAGUGACAGGUUCAUCCUCUUGGGUUUUCUCGACCAGCUGCGGAAAGACCCUGCUCUUCUGUCCUCUGAAGCUGUGCUUCCUGACCUGACCGAUGAACUUGCCCCUGUUUUUCUCCUUCGAUGGCUCUACGCUGCCUCUGACUACAUCUCCGACUGCUGGGACAGCGUGUUCCACAACAACUGGCGGGAGAUGAUGCCCCUGCUGUCCCUCAUCUUCUCUGCCCUCUUCAUCCUCUUCGGUACCGUCAUCGUCCAGGCUUUCAGUGAUUCAAAUGAUGAGCGAGAGUCAAACCCUCCAGAUAAAGAGGAAGCCCAUGAGAAAGCUGGGAAGACGGAGCCGAGCUUUGCCAAGGAGAACAGCAGUAAGAUUCCUAAAAAAGGCUUUGUGGAAGUCACUGAGCUCACAGAUGUAACUUACACCAGUAACUUGGUUCGUCUGCGGCCAGGCCACAUGAACGUGGUUCUCAUCCUGUCAAAUUCCACCAAGACCAGCCUGCUGCAGAAAUUCGCUUUGGAGGUCUACACAUUCACUGGGAGCAGCUGCCUACACUUCUCCUUCCUGAGCCUCGACAAACACAGAGAAUGGCUCGAAUACUUACUAGAAUUUGCUCAAGAUGCAGCCCCAAUCCCAAACCAGUAUGAUAAGCAUUUUAUGGAACGUGACUACACUGGUUAUGUACUGGCUCUGAAUGGCCACAAGAAGUACUUCUGCCUCUUCAAGCCCCACAAAACAGUUGAAGAGGAGGAAGCCAUGGGGUCGUGCGGUGACCUGGACUCUUCCGUCCACCCAGGGGAGUUUCGAGGAAAAUCUUCCUGUGGCCUCGGCUCCAGGCCCAUCAGAGGGAAACUCAGCAAGUUGUCCUUAUGGAUGGAGCGGCUGUUGGAAGGCUCCUUACAGAGGUUUUAUAUCCCGUCAUGGCCUGAGCUAGACUGAGAGGGUCACAAAGAGAUUCGAACUCUUCAGACUUUUUAACAUGCCCCGUGAGCAGGUAUUUUCAGGACUCAAACCCAUCACAAAGAACAGAGUAUAGAUUUUAGAUCGCUCUUCUAGUACAAUGGCUAGAAGACUCUUUCCUUUAUCCUGUUCUAACCUAGGAGUGAAAAACACCAGAAGUUCGAAUUACCUAGAUCAAAAUAUUUUUCUUUUGGGUUUUUUCCCCCCUCAUUUGAAUGCUGCACUGUUUAAAAUAGACUGCUCAUCCCCUCUUCCUGUGUCGUCCCUGUCCCAUGUUCACACCACCCUCCUCUGUCCUUUUUCUUCUGUGGAGAAACACAGGGCUUAGCCCUGCAGCAUUACCUGGAUGGAACCUCCUGAGCCCCUGGUGCAUGUGUGUCCAUCCCUACCCUCAGGCCCUGCCCUCCCGGCCCCAGCUGUGCUUCUGCCAGGGCGCAUGCUCUUAACACCUAACCAAGUGACUCUGGGCCCUGCAUCUUGAAAGAAGCCUGGCUCCAAGCAAUCUUACACUUCGUGGUGGUUCUGGGAGUAAAUGGCUAAAAGUGUAUUUUGGGGGUAUCCCCCACAACAGUUUAUUAGCCACAGUUUUAGAACAAAAGGGAUGAGUGGGGACUUUUGCAUAUGAGUUUGGGUUUCUUCCCAAGGAAAGGGAAGGGAGGGCCAGGCAUGAUAGCGAUGCAACUCCAGGAUCCUUUGUGAGCAUCCCACCCUCCAACUUCCAGCACUGCCGGAGGCAGGGGAGGGGUCGCACAGCGAGAAGUACUGUAAUGCCUUUGAGCCGUUGAUGUGUAUGUUUUCAGAUGCCUUUCUGACUCUCGAAUUUAGGGUAUGGAUAUUAGGAGCCAUAACUUGUAAUCUUGUUCUCUGAACGUAGAGAUAAGCUGCUAUAAAGCCUGUAGAUGUUACCCUGAGGACAAAGUUCUCCCACCUGCUGGAAGUCAGGCUCCAGAAGCCUGUGCACGCCAGUGGUGUAUCUUUAGUAAAGUACCAGACAUGUCUUUUUAUCAAGGAACUUAAAAUUUCUCAACAAUUGUAUUUUGAACACUGUUAUCCCAGCACCCCAAAAGUGCUGUUAACUAUUCAAGUCGUCUUUUGUGGCAGGUAAGCCAAGACUUGGCCUGGACUCCUGUUUUACAAGAGGCUUACUUUCUGCUUCUGACCUAUAAUUUGAUGUCUCAUCUGAGUUGUUUUCACUCUUAACCUACAGCCGCUUCACUAGUAUCAGGGUCUGACUGAUCAUCAGCACCCCAGCUUCCUGAGAUCCGGUGUAAGAUGCACUCCAGGCCAGAGCGCACCAGCCGGUUAGAGAGCAUUGCCCUAUAAGUUGAGGGCAGAACCACCGGUGGAGUUUGGACCACUUCUAAGAACAGUCUGAAUGUCAAAGCAAAUUGCCCCUUUGCAAAGUGAAGGGUGAAAAUCACUGAUGUGACAGUUACUGAGUUAGUAUUGAUCGCAUCAGAAUUGCUUUAAGUAAGCCACUUGAAUCCUCAAUAAUUUAAAUAUUUAGCUACCAUGGUAAGUAAUAAAUUAUUUGAGCCCAGGAAUUCCUGUAGUUUCCACCGAGUCUAUAGCUUUAUUAAAAACGAGAUCACUGUCAGGCCUCCUUCUUCCUUGGGAUCCUCGGAAAAUGGAUGCACACUCUGAAUGCUGUACCUCACGGCACCUGGCCUAGUCGAGGAGUCCUCGGAAGUACUUUCUGGGUCUUUUCUGGCCAAGUUCCUCAUAUGAGUAGUACUUUGGUUCAGUGGUAGGUCUUUGUUUUUAGCUUCUGGUACUUAGUGAAGUUCCUGACUAUAGUUUCUGAAAACCAAAAACUCCCCAGAUUUGUUUGUCUUUUACAUUUUUAUCAUGAAAAGAUGAGCACCUCCAGACAGCCACACCCUCCGUUUGCACUAGGAGAGGAAAGUGGCCAUCGGAUCGACGAUACUCCUGGCAAAUGUUUCAUCUGUUUCUGUAGAAAGGCUUCUACAGAUCUGUUUGCGGGCUGGUAGAUAUGUCCCCCAGGAGGACAAGGGGCUUUCAUCUUAAGUUGAGCUUUACCCUUGACCAGCUAAGCCUUUUCUCCUGCAUGUUGUUUCCAUGAGUUGUUUACUUUCAUGAGGAAUUUAGGAGCCACCGUCAGGCUCAGCCGACGACGCCAUUUCUCGCUCUGGUGUGUGCGAUCACGCAGGACCCGAUUUGGGGCUGUAACUCUCUCGUCUUCAGAUAGGAACACUGACGACUUUAGAGAUAGGUUUUUCUGGUCGAUACAGACUAUGUAUCAUAUUACCAGAAGGGGUGAAAACUGGCCUAAGACAGUCUUCCUAGAACACACACCGUCCGUUUCAAGUUUUUCUUAAUACUGCUCACAGGUUGGCUGCACGUACUGUCUAACCCAGAGGCCGUCAGCCCCGACUAACAUUUCCCGAGCCAGGCUGCCCAAACCUCCGUCAGGUGCCAUGGUCUCGCUGCCAUCGUCUAUUGACUGAGAAUCUGGUUGGUUUUGAAAUAAGGUGGUUUCUUCCUCAUCCGCUUACUCACACCUUUUCAUCUAUUAUCAUCCUAAUCAAUUUGCAGCUGCCAUUAGUACAGGCAUGUUUUCCUGAGACAGAGAAAUGGGCUCUGACAGUGUCUUAAGCGAUGUCCUUUCUUUGGAAACAGAUUGGAAGCAAACAUUCAAACUUUUGGGUUUUUUUUAAAGUAGAAUUCUAGAAAAGCUGAUACAGAACAUCUUUGCCCACGAACUCUAGUUCACAUUCAAAUAUCUGACAUUGUUCCUUGAAAAUAAAUGCCGUCCGGCAGCUGCCGAGCGCCUCUGUUCAGUUUGUCAAGGAGAAUAAUUCUACUUGGGAGACAGAUCUGGAAAAGAAGGUGAAUCUUUUGCACUUUUGAUACUCUUAGGAACAAAUAACUUAUUUGGCAAAUUGUGUCUUUU
Messenger RNA from Tupaia belangeri chinensis (Chinese tree shrew), 5482 nucleotides. RefSeq names its product DnaJ heat shock protein family (Hsp40) member C16 (gene DNAJC16). NCBI's taxonomy places the organism in Eukaryota, Metazoa, Chordata, Mammalia, Scandentia, Tupaiidae. The record is from RefSeq and is a predicted model, not a curated record.